AUGUACUUCAGUAGAAUUGUCCGAAAGAUAAAAAAAGAAAGAAGCCAACUCCGGGUGCUUGUGCUUGGCUUGGAUAAUGCAGGAAAGACCACUGUCCUACACAAACUCCUUGGAAAAGCGAUAGAACAUGUGCAACCAACCUUUGGGUAUCAGAUCUACGAUGUUACCUAUAAGACGCUUAGCCUGAUAAUUCUUGAUGUAGGUGGGCAGUCAAUGUUUGUGGAGUAUUGGUCGAGCUACUACGAAGACGUGGACGGAGUUGUGUUUGUGUUUGAUUCAAGCGACCGGCGAUCUUUUAUCGAGCAUGUAGGGCAUAUUAAGUCUACUCUUGUAGACACGCCUAUGUUGAUAUUGGCCAAUAAAUCGGAUCUCAAUCCUACAUUUGAUCCCAGGUCAUUUGGAAACGACUUCUGUGAGUUUCUUGAAAAAAACGAUGUUAAACUUUCGAAAUGCUGUGGAUUAUCUGGAGAUGGACUAGAGGAGGGGUUUGACUGGAUGAUAGGCAGAGCAAUGAAAGGGCUAAUGGUGGACGAAGAAGAGGAAAAGAAAAUGGAGCAGGAGAAGAUAUUUGGGUAG
Messenger RNA from Encephalitozoon intestinalis ATCC 50506, 576 nucleotides. RefSeq names its product ARF GTP-binding ADP ribosylation factor. The record is from RefSeq and is a predicted model, not a curated record. Bases 1 to 576 code for a protein of 191 amino acids. Gene Ontology annotation, cellular component: microtubule cytoskeleton; cytoplasm. Gene Ontology annotation, molecular function: GTPase activity; GTP binding. Gene Ontology annotation, biological process: protein folding. Lineage: Eukaryota; Fungi; Microsporidia; Unikaryonidae. The transcript has a single exon.